AUGACGAAGCCUGAGAGCCAGUUGCCCGUCGUCAAGGCGGCUGCUGACGACGCUAUCAGUCCAGCCUCUGAGGCUGCUCCCAACGUUGUCGAUGUCGACAGCAAGUCGUCGUUGUCCUCUGACGGGGCCAAGGACGCCAAGCUGGCUGAUCAGACUGCUCCUAUCAAUGUUGUACCGCACCUUGUUGGCACUUCUGACGGUGACGAUGUGACCCUCGUCGACGCUCAGUCUGGUGCUGUCGGAGCUACCUGGAAGCACCGCGUGCCAGCUCUUCUCAUGAUCCUGUUCUUCACCCUCGGAAGCAACUUCGCCCAGUCCUCCCUGUCCCCCCUCAAGUCAACGAUCAAGAAGCAGAUGCCCGAGGUGACCAACGCGCGCUACGGCGCGCUCGCUUCAGCCGAGCAGCUCGUCAACGGCGUCCUCCCACUCUUCUCGGGCAUCAUGAUCGACUACUAUGGCCCUAGCAUCACCUCUCUCCUCUCUUCCUCAGCGAUCCUGCUCGGUACCAUCGUUCGCGCCAUCGGUGGUCAUCGUGAAAGCUUCCCAACCAUCCUCGCGGGCCAGAUCAUCUUCGGACUCGGCAGCACGACCAUCGAGACGAGUCAGUCGAAGCUCUACACGCACUGGUGUCGCGAUGGCACCUCCCUUACCCUGGACGCAGAAGACAAGGAACAGGCACCCAAGUCGAGGCGCUUCGCUGCACUGUCGUCCGCCGGGUGGCUCGGUUUCGUCUACGGCCUCGACAUCGCCAUGGGCCGCGUGUUCAACGUGAUGGGCAAGAUGAGUUCCAUUCCCGUGGCCGAGUCGACGGGCAAGUGGUACUGGACCUUCUGGCUGUCUGCAAUCCUGUGCGCGGUGACGCUGGGCUUCAACACGGUGUAUGUGAUCUACGAGCGGUCGCUACCCAAACGCAUGCGCGUGGUGACGGGUCGUCAGCUCGCUGCUCAAGCUGAUGCACAGGCCAUCGAUUCCGACAGCAGCCUCGAAAAGAAGACGACCAAGCCGUGGACGCAACGUCAUCUGCGCCUGCUGACGCUCAGCGUGGGUGCGAUCCCCGCCUCCUUCUGGCUCAUCACCAUGACUCAGAUCCUGCAAGCAGGUUCGGUGAACGCGUACAACGCCAACCUGCCGGAGGUCGUCCAGAUCACACGGGGAAAGUCGAAGCUCAUGGCUGGCUACGCGUCGUCCGUCGGCCAAGUGCCACCUAUCGUUUUGACUCCGCUGCUGGGGUUGAUGUUCGACCUCUUCGGACGACGCAUGUACUACGUCUCUGGCUGCGCCGCAUUGUGGGUGGUCGUGUUCGCCCUGCUUGCUUAUACGCAGGUCAACGCAUACGUCCCCGUCGUCCUGGGAAGCAUCGCGCUCUCGUUCAACGCCCUUCCCUUCCUGGCCUCCAUUCCGCUGCUCGUCCCCAAUCAAGCCUCGAUCGGUACCGCCUUCGGCAUCUGGAAGUGCUUCAACUCGGCCGGCAGCGUCACCAUGGACGUCGCCUUCGGCGCGAUCCAGGACCGAACGCCUACCGGCAAGAACCAGUUCAACAACGCCUUCGCCUUCCUCAUCGCCCUCAAGGCCAUCGACGUGCUCUACGGUCUGAGCUACCACUUUAUCGACAAGAGAUACUUUGGCGGCGUGCUCAAGCUCAACGAGCGCCAGCUGCUGCAGAAGAUGAGGAGCGAGUCGGAGGAGGAGAGGAGCCAGGCGCUCAGGAAGCCGGUCAAGAAGUGGACUACGGCAGGUUGCGUGCUCCUCGCUGCGUUCGUCACCACGGGGUAUGUACUCUACAUUACUUACUCGAUCGGCACUUGA
Molecule: messenger RNA, 1806 nt
Organism: Kalmanozyma brasiliensis GHG001
Lineage: Eukaryota; Fungi; Basidiomycota; Ustilaginomycetes; Ustilaginales
Product: Major facilitator superfamily
Exons: 2
Coding region: 1-1806 (601 amino acids)
Biological process (GO): transmembrane transport
Molecular function (GO): transmembrane transporter activity
Source: RefSeq, a predicted model, not a curated record